This is a messenger RNA of Peromyscus eremicus (cactus mouse), 3402 nucleotides long. It is a transcript of the gene Stac3, whose product is annotated as SH3 and cysteine rich domain 3. Gene Ontology annotation, biological process: skeletal muscle contraction; positive regulation of protein localization to plasma membrane; positive regulation of voltage-gated calcium channel activity. Gene Ontology annotation, cellular component: extrinsic component of cytoplasmic side of plasma membrane. The transcript has 11 exons. The record is from RefSeq and is a predicted model, not a curated record. Gene Ontology annotation, molecular function: protein binding. NCBI's taxonomy places the organism in Eukaryota, Metazoa, Chordata, Mammalia, Rodentia, Cricetidae. The coding region runs from base 2018 to 3100 and encodes 360 amino acids.
UGUGUAGAAGCAGGACUCUGGGUUUCAGCAUGGUGGCACAUACCUGUGUACAUGGUGGCACAUACCUGUGCACAUGUGUACUGUGUCUGUGCCUGAUGCCUACAGAGGCCGGAAGAAGGUAUGGAGCCUCUGGAACUGGAGUUACAGACAGCCCGUGUGUGGGUGCUAGGCACCGACCCAGGUCCUCAGUGAAAAGCUGUGCCAUCCCUCCAGCCCCAUAGCUUUUGGGUUUCAGUAACUCGGAUAUUCUCUUUUCCUUAAGGAUCAAGUUUUAGAGGACAAAGGAGAAAGAUCCCCUGGUGCACUUGGGAAAGGAAUAAAGUAGCAAGCACUACGCACUGCUCAGUUGGAGAUGAGAAUGCGGUCUUGCGUGGCUGACUGAGUUCUGAGUCACACCCUCCUCUCAGCUCCCAGCCCUUGUCUGGCCUAAACUUUUGGGGUUAGCCAGGCAUGGAGGUGCACACCUUUAAUCGUAGAUUUCCGAGUUCGAGGCCAGCCUGGUCUACAAGAGCAAGUUCUGGGACAGCCAGAGCUACACAGAGAAACCCUGUCUCAAAAAAACAAGCCCUCCUCCUCCCAAAAAGGGAAACAAAACCUGAGAAAGUGAAGUGAGCCCAGGGAGGGUAGAACUGGAAAGGUGGUUAGCAUUAAGGGGAGAGUAUGGGGAAGUCAUCCUGACUUCACCGUCAGACAUCUAGAAUCACAUGAGUGAGUAUGGAGAAGAGAAGCCCUUUCCUGUAGGGUUUUAGCUUGCUGGUCGGAAACAUGGUUAGCAUGGCAAAGGCCCUGGGUUCGAUCCCUGGUACUUGGAGUGGGUAGGGUACUGCAGUGUUAGGUGGAAAUGCCCCUUCCUGAGGAGCUGACCUGCUCAGCAGAAACUCUGAAGAGCCGCUCUGGGGGAUGGGAGGAGUCAGGGUCCAGCCCUGCCCCAGACCUCCUGGUUCCAAUUUCUGCCCGUCAGCUGUCCUCUCAGCUGUCCCCGGUCCUCCAGCCCUGUCAUUACAGCCCUGCCACCAGGGUGAGAGGCUCCGAGGCCUCCCAAUACUGUCCGAGUAGCUGUGUGAGUCCAGAAGGUACCAGGGCUUAGCCCUGGAGGAAGAGGACUAGCCCUCCCCCAGCACCACCGUCAAGGUCUUAGGGACUCCCUCUUUCCACACUGACCUGACUUAGGGAGUCUCAGAAGGAAGUCGUCUCUUCCUCAUCGUUUCAUUUCCUGAGUCUGUUCGGCCUCUUCCUUUCUCUCCUUAUCUGUGAGUAGUUUGAACUGUCGAAGUGAAAUUGUUCUACUUCAGGAUGAGUCGAGACUGGAGAGGGGGUGACGGGUGGGGGGUUCCAGAGACUGGAGCAGUAAGGGGAGGAAAGGCUCAUAUUACUCUGAAAACCAAAAUAGCAGAGGCCUGAGGCGGGCCAGGACAGAACUAGGCACAAGGUCCCCAGGGCUCAGGAGCGAGGCAGGGGAGGGCAGAUCUCGGGACACACCUUCACACAUGUAGACAAGAACACCUCCUGAAGCCAUAAGAAGGUGUGUAUUGCAUCGGUCAUGAGUAUGUGUAGGACUGUGGUUCUCAACGUGUGAGUGGUCGCAUGUCAGAUCCUCCUGCGAAUCAGAUAUUCACACUACGAUUCAUAACAGCAAAAGUGCAGUUAUGAGGUAGCUAUGAAAUAAUUUUAUGGUUGGGGGGUCACCACAGCAUGAGGAACUGUUAAAGGGUCACAGCAUUGGGAAGGUUGAGAGCCACUGCCAUAGGAGAACCCAGAAGCCAACAGCCUUGAGCACCAUUGGAUUUGUAGACUCUGGGGCUGCUCCUUGACGUGGAAAGACAAGUAUCAGUUUAAGGAACUGGUUGAGAAGUCUUCCGUCUGUUGGACAUUCUUUUCUGGACCUUUGUAGAAUCUGUUCACAGACUCUACCAAAGGCUGUUGAACCAAGUGUCUCCCAAAGCCUCCCCUUGGAGGGCCCCCCAUUGCGUGCAGGCAGUCAGGGAUUAGCUCUCAGUGGGCUCCAACCUCUUGCAGGAUGACAGAGAAGGAGGCACCGGAAUCCCCUAAGCCCCCUUUCCCAUCAGAGACUCCACAAAGUGGGCUCCAACGCCUGAAGCAGUUAUUCAAGAAGGGUUCUCCAGAGACAGCGGAGAUGGAACCUCCCCCAGAGCCCCAGGCCAAUGGAGAGGCAGUAGGGGCCGGGGGUGGGCCCAUCUACUAUAUCUAUGAGGAAGAAGAGGAAGAGGAGGAGGAGGAGGAACCACCCCCAGAACCUCCUAAGCUUGUCAAUGAUAAGCCCCACAAAUUCAAAGAUCACUUCUUCAAGAAGCCCAAGUUCUGUGAUGUCUGUGCCCGGAUGAUUGUGCUCAAUAACAAAUUUGGGCUCCGCUGUAAGAACUGCAAAACCAACAUCCAUGAACAUUGCCAGUCCUACGUGGAGAUGCAGAGAUGCUUCGGCAAGAUCCCUCCCGGUUUCCGUCGUGCCUACAGCUCCCCGCUGUACAGCGACCAGCAAUAUGCUUCUGUCUCCGCUGCCAAUCGCAAUGACCCUGUGUUUGAGACCUUGCGCGUCGGGGUGAUCAUGGCAAACAAGGAGCGGAAAAAGGGCCAGGCAGAUAAGAAAAAUCCUCUGGCAGCCAUGAUGGAGGAGGAACCGGAGUCAGCCAGGCCAGAGGAAGGCAAGUCCCCGGAUGGAAACAAUGCAGAAGGAGACAAGAAGGCUGAGAAAACACCUGAUGACAGACACAAGCAGUCUGGCUUCCAGCAGUCUCAUUACUUUGUGGCUCUCUAUCGGUUCAAAGCCUUGGAGAAGGAUGAUCUGGAUUUCCCGCCAGGGGAGAAGAUCACCGUCAUCGAUGACUCCAAUGAGGAGUGGUGGCGGGGGAAAAUCGGAGAGAAGGUCGGAUUCUUCCCUCCAAACUUCAUCAUUCGGGUCCGGGCUGGAGAACGUGUGCACCGUGUCACCAGAUCCUUUGUGGGCAACCGUGAGAUUGGGCAGAUCACUCUGAAGAAAGACCAGAUCGUUGUGCAGAAAGGAGACGAAGCUGGCGGCUAUGUCAAGGUCUACACCGGCCGCAAGGUGGGGCUGUUCCCCACCGACUUCCUGGAGGAGAUUUAGGCGUUCUGGCGCCCGCUGGCCGGAGACACCUAGGCCUGGUUCUGGGCGGGGCCCAGUGCGGGCUCGGGAGGGGAGGGGCUGCUGGACUGCUGGAGGAUGAGGAGGGUUGGAGAGGCCUGCAGGAGCACGGUGAUGCUUCGGGGGAGGGUCUGUCUCCCACCUCUCUCCCCCUGCCUAGGGUUUGGGAUACCCGGUGCGCAGAGCAGGCGGCACCAGUAAGACCCACCCUUGAGGCCCAUCCAAGAGCUGGGGGGCGGGGGUGCAUACCCGUAAAGAGGCGCCCAGGGGCCGAGCUGUCAGAG